This is a messenger RNA of Sorghum bicolor (sorghum), 845 nucleotides long. RefSeq lists its product as uncharacterized. Gene Ontology annotation, cellular component: chloroplast thylakoid. Lineage: Eukaryota; Viridiplantae; Streptophyta; Magnoliopsida; Poales; Poaceae. The record is from RefSeq and is a predicted model, not a curated record. The transcript has a single exon. Bases 118 to 618 code for a protein of 166 amino acids.
GGUGCCAACACCCACCACAUCCUGGACCAGGCAACCUCCGCGCCACUCGCCACUGCCCAGUCGUCCCCCACGGCCUGAGCGACCACCAGACCAGAGCAGAGGUCUCCACCAUCCACCAUGGCCGUCUCCAUCGCCGGCAGCAGCAUCCGCCUCCACGUUGCCCCGCCCACUCGCCGCCGCGGGAGCGUGGCCACAGCCGCGGGAGCCGCGCGGCUCGACCGGCGCUCUGCGGCCCUGCUCCUGCUGUCCGCGGCGGUUCCCGCGGCAUCGGCAGCGAAAGCUCCACCAGCGAGCGCCGCGGGCAUCGGGCUCUUCGGCAUCCGCAAGAAGCUGGAGCGUGCGGAGGAGGCGGCGGCCGAGGCGGUGCGGGAGGUGGAGGAGGCCGUCGAGGAGGCGGCGGCUGAGGCUGCGGCGGUGGGCGGGGAGGCCGUGAAGGAGGCGGUGGCGGAGGCGGAGAAGGAGGCGGGCGAGGUCGCCGGCGAGGGCCUGCAGCUGGUGGCCGGAGCGGAGAUCGCCGGGGACGGGCUGGUGCAGGCCGCGGUGGUCGCCGGCGCCGAGGCGCUCGGGGUCGUCGUGGGCCUGUCCGUGGUCAAUGGCAUCUUGAAGCCCGAAGCUUAGAGGAAAGAGGAUGUGUGUGGUGGGCCUUGUAGCUUUGGCCCAACAAGCGUUUGGGCUUUAGUGCUUCGUUGUCGGUGCUGCUGUAAUUUGUUGAUGACCUUCUCAAAGAAAAAUGCUGAUGACCUUUUUGGUGUAAAUUAGUAGCAAUUAGAGUGUGGAUUUGUGCAAAUAAAAAAAGUUUGUGGAUCCUUUGUUUGAUGAAUACUGGAUAAUAUUUUAGUAUGUAA